AUGGCCGAGUUCAAGUCCACCGUCCUGCAACAGAACGAUAUCUUCUAUCGAAUCAACCGCACGGUGGAGAAUCUCAAAAAACGGGGGAAGGACAACCUGACUCGGCAGCAUCUAGACACCACGCUCGAGCUGCUCGAUUCCAAAUGGAGGAAGUUCGCUGACGCUCAUUCUGUCCUUCUCGGUAAGCGAACGAAAGAGCUCGAUUCUCACAAGUAUUUUCAAGACGACUUGUAUGAUCAGUGCGAAACCGCUUACAUCGACGUCAAAGCGGAAGUGCUUCGGAUGCGCGAUCGUGCGGCUUCGCCGUGUGCGUUAAAUACUUCUCUCGGCAAUGACACUUCUCGCCUUGUCUCUAGCACCGCGCGAUCUCACCCGAAAAUCACGCUUCCGAAAUUCUCGGGCGAUUACCAGUCGUGGACGUCAUUUCGCGAUCUCUUUCAGUCCAUGGUCGGCUCCAACGACGACAUCCCUGCGGUGGAAAAAUUCCAUCAUCUCAAGAGCAGUCUCACUGGGGAUGCCGCUCGGCAUAUCGCGAACGUCCCGGUCACCGCCGAUAAUUUCGGUCCAGCGUGGGAUGCGCUCGUGGCUCGAUACGAGAACAAACGUGCUAUCGUUAGCGCUCAUUUGGACAAGUUUUUCGCUAUCGCCCCAAUCGCGCGCAAAUCCGUCAGUGAUUUAAAAGGUUUGGUAUCUACCGUUAAGGAAGCGCUCGGUGGGCUCGGAGCUCUCGGUGCGCCUAUCGAUUCGUGGGACUUCAUCUUGGUUCACUUCAUUACUCGUCGACUCGAUCCUGAGACGCGCGAGGCGUGGGAGCUGCGUCAGGGUACCGCCACGGAUCCGGCAACGUUCCGCGAGCUCGACGAUUUUCUGGAUGGGCGCAUUCGCGCUCUAGAGGUGAUCGCUCCCGGGAAUUCCAGCAAGAAUGUCAAGGCUGCUAAAACGCUCGCUACGAAGCCCGCCUCGCGCGUUAACGCCGUCAACGCUUACUCGUUCAAGUGCUCCUUCUGUGACGGUUCUCACUUCAUAACCUCCUGUAACGAAUUCGCUGCUAAACCGACGGAGGACCGACGCGAGUUCGUUGUAUCAAAACGCUUGUGUGCGAACUGCCUCGGCAAUCACCGGUUAAUCGAAUGCAAAUCCGCUAAACGAUGUCGGCUCUGCGGUGGGCAUCAUCAUACUCUCAUUCAUCGUGCGUCCGCGACCUCGAGUGCUGCACUGCAGCCCGGUCAAAGUGCCGCGAGCGAGGCCUCAUCCUCCGCUGCAGCAUUUGCCGUCGCCACGGGCUCAGGCGCUAUCUCACUCCACGCGUCCGGGUGUCGCCUGGAUGCGCCCGCGAUGACGUUGCUGCCCACCGCCCGCGUCCGCGUGUUGAAUCGCUCCGGGCAGGCAAUUGAAGCGCGCGCUCUUCUCGAUCUCGGCGCGGAGCUCAGCCUUGUCCGUGAAUCGUUCGCGCAGCUCCUGCGGUGUCCUCGUCAUCGCGCGAGCAUUCCUCUACUCGGAGUCGGGUCCUUACCAUCGUACACCACGCGUGGCGCACUUGCUCUCCGAUUGCAAUCCUGCGUCGACCCCACGUUCGAGUUCGACGCUGCUGCUUACGUUGUGCCUCGCGUGAUGAGCCGGGCGCCUGGAGAGGAGGUGGACCCGACCGCAUGGAGCCAUCUGGGCAAUCUGCCUCUCGCUGAUCCAACCUGA
Molecule: messenger RNA, 1692 nt
Organism: Solenopsis invicta (red fire ant)
Lineage: Eukaryota; Metazoa; Arthropoda; Insecta; Hymenoptera; Formicidae
Exons: 1
Coding region: 1-1692 (563 amino acids)
Source: RefSeq, a predicted model, not a curated record